AUGUCCCAAGUGUGGAGCAUUUCUGACUUUUUGUCUGAACUUCGCCAUCUGGGCCAGCUCACUAAGAUGCGGCCAGGGAGCCUGGUCGUCACUACCAUGGCGACCACAUUCGUGGAAAGGAUCCGUGCGGCCAAGAAUUGGACAUCGGCAGGCAUCAUCCAAUUGAUCGGUGAAGUCCAAAGCAUGGAGCUGCCAGAUGCCAUAAAGGAGAGCAUCCAGGAGGCCGUUGAGACAUGCCAGACCAACGAAGCCUCCCACAUCAAGCUCUCCACUUGCGGCCAGAAGAUAGUCCAUGUGCCAGCAUACUUGACCACGGCGGAUUGGCAGGCUCUCGAAUCUGCCGUAUCCAAGGAUGACCAGAUGUCUGUCAUGGCCAAAAGGCUCCGAGCAAUGGGCCUUACCUCCCUGAAGGAGAACACGGUGCACCAGGUGCUCGCCACCCUGCUCUACGUCAACCACAGCCGAGGCCAACCACAGAUGCAGCCGAGGGCCAUACAUUCCAUGGUAGACGACUUCCAGGCCAUCUUCCACGGCACGGCCAAGAUUGACUGUGCCCAAACUGGCCACUUACUCGGAGGAUCCUCUCCAGAAUGGCGAGGCCUGGCUGAGCCAAGCAUACACGAAUGGCUGCAGUCCAGCCAAUAA
This is a messenger RNA of Symbiodinium sp. CCMP2592, 645 nucleotides long. The record is from the annotation of a GenBank genome assembly. NCBI's taxonomy places the organism in Eukaryota, Dinophyceae, Suessiales, Symbiodiniaceae.